GACCACGUGUUCGUGAGAUGGAGGUUCUUAUAGACUCUUUUUUUCAGUUCAGUUGGCGUGUCUCUUUCCUCGCCUUUCCUAUACUUCCUCUUCUAUCUAUCUUCACUCUCUACUUUCUUCUUCUUCUUUCUAGUCCAGUAAAACUAGCUACUAUACUCCUAUUUUGAUAAACUAAGCCGACAAAACUAGUGUAAACUCUAUUCACUUUCUUUGCUAUCUUUGUGUCCAGAAAGAAAUGUCAAUACUCAAUGCCUCUGCUGCUCUUCGUAUGAAUUUUACGUCUCCUCCUCUGCUUCCUCCCUCACCAACUUUUUCCAAAAUCCAUUCUGACACAUUGGCUACUACAAGAAUAACAACAAGAAGAACACUAGUUAUCAGUCCAUCUUUUGCAGUGAAGAAGGAGACUAGUGAACCUCUUGAUAAGGUAGAAGAAGAAAUGGAGGAACCCCGUGAGACCCUGUUGUACUCUUUUACUCCUUUGCCUUUGUUCUUUAUGGCUGCUCUUCCUGGAGCUGGUGCUGUGAGAUCUCUGUUUGGGCCUUUUGUUGAGCUUAUUAAGUCAUGGAAUCUUCCUGGCUGGCUUGUGCAUUGGGGUCACCCUGGAAACAUGGCAGUUGUGCUCUUUGCCAUGGGUGGCUAUGGAACAUAUCUAGGUUUCCGUAUACGUUUUUCUGAUGAUGUGGAGGAGAAGGCUAUGGCCAAAGACUUGCACCCAAAGCUUCUAGCUGGGAUGUUUUUCUUCUUCGCUCUUGGAGCAACUGGUGGAAUAACAGCUCUACUCACUUCAGAUAAACCCAUCUUUGAGAGUCCUCAUGCUGUUACAGGUUUAACUGGCCUUGCUCUCUUGACCUUACAAACCACAUUACCUGCAUUAUUUGAGAAUAAUCCAGGAUUGCGAAAUGUUCAUGGUAUCUUGGGUAGUGGGAUUAUGACAUUGUUUCUUGUGCACGUUGCUCUUGGACUUCAACUUGGGCUCAGUUUUUAAUCACACCUUGUCCAUGCCUUGUCCUCUUGGACUCUAUGUCAAUCAAAAUUGUUUAUAAUGCACAUUCUUUUUUGAACAUUUGCUUGUUAACAGUGAAAUUGUUUCUAAGGUAUAAUUUGACAGCAAUUUUUGGAGGAUUUGAUCAAUGAGAUUAUUGUGAUUGCAUGAGGCCUAA
This is a messenger RNA of Quercus robur (English oak), 1160 nucleotides long. RefSeq lists its product as uncharacterized. Gene Ontology annotation, cellular component: membrane. The transcript is spliced from 6 exons. The record is from RefSeq and is a predicted model, not a curated record. Gene Ontology annotation, biological process: respiratory electron transport chain. Lineage: Eukaryota; Viridiplantae; Streptophyta; Magnoliopsida; Fagales; Fagaceae. The coding region runs from base 236 to 985 and encodes 249 amino acids.